AAAAAAAGAGCGAGGACAAGAACAGCGACAGAACGAAAGAAAACCGCAACAAUUGCCUUCCCUUGCCGCCCAAUCUCGGCUGACCAUUUACAUCGGUUAUUGUACAGGAUGCUACUAUUAAAGUGAAGAAUAACAACCCAAACCAGUAAACAUCCGCUCGCAUACCAAACUCCUUCCAGAAUCUGGACAACGCUGUGGACAUGUUCGUCUGCCGAGCAUGCCUCAGGAGCCUCGUUGGAGGGAGCAUAAAUCCUGUUGAAACAAGACUGCUUCGCCCUUUGAGAAAGACUACGGACCUUGGAUCCAGGAGGAGGACAUUUGCAACGACGCUGGGAUCUAGAAACGGGCCACAGCUUCUCAACGUCGCAGAUUUGCGCGCUGCUCUCGCUGCUGACCCCGACGCGGCAGCCGAAGAAGAACCUCAGCCUGAGGAAACGACAACAUCAAAACAAGAUGUCGAUACGGCGCAACGACAAAAGAACCGGCUUGAAUGGGUUGUGAAUAAACAUCUCACCUGGCUCAAGGAUCCCGUCGAUAUUGCUGCCCAUGUCCGGAAGGCACUGGACAAGGACUCGGUCGACGAGGCUCUCUUGAUGGCGCGCAAGGCCAGCCGCAACACCAAGGUUGAGGUCAGCUGGAACCAUCUGAUCGACUAUCACAUGAAGAAGAAGCGUCUUCAUGCCGCCGUCAAGCUGUACCAAGAGAUGAAGAAACGCCAGCAAGUGCCCAAUGCCAGGACAUUCACCAUCAUCUUCCGCGGCUGUGCCGAGUCGAUACACCCGAAGCUAGCAGUCUCUGAAGCCGUCAAGAUAUACAACCAGAUGAUCAGCCACGGCAAUCUCAAGCCGAACACGAUCCACUUGAAUGCCGUCCUCGAGGUCUGCGCCCGCGCCAAUGACCUCGACAGCAUGCUCGCCAUCUUCGCCACCGCAGACGAAGCCAUUCGCUCCCCGGACUCACAUACCUACACCAUCGUUCUGAACGGCAUCCGAUAUGCCGCCCUGAGUGCCCACAAGGACACGGGCCUCAUUGACGCUGAGGUCAGGAGAGUCAUUGAUGAGCACAUUGACAGGGCAAGAGCAAUCUGGGCAAACGCGAUUGCGCGCUGGAGGAGCGGCAAAAUUCUCAUAGAUGAACACCUCGUGUGCGCUAUGGGCAGGAUUCUACUUCUAGGCGACUAUCACAGCAGCAACAGCAUCCUUGAUCUCCUGGAGCAGACCAUGAAGAUCCCAAGGUUUGAUAAGACCGGUGGCCAGCUACCCGCGGGCAAGGCGGAUAAGGCUGAGCCGGGGCGCCAGACCGGCGUCGCAUCCGAUGCCACCGCUUCCCAACUGGCGCCCAAAACAGAAGCACCAGACACAAGACAGUUGUCACCUGUCAAACGAAAGGAGCUGGCUGCCUCAUCACCACAUGGUUUGUUCGCAAAGCCAGGUCCCAACUCACUCUCCCUUCUCCUCUCAGCCCUUUGCCAAACAAAGAAGACGUCGCAUGCGCCAAAGUACUGGGACUACUUUACCCAAGUCCUUGGGGUCCAGCCUGACAAGGACAACUACGGUCGCUACCUCAAGGCCCUCACCAUCGGCCACGCAAGCGCACAGAUGGCCAAGUUGAUGAGCGAAUUUCCCAGCGAGCUGCUGGGUCCCGUCCAUUUCCGUCAAGCCUUCGGCGCCUGCAUCGCCGACGCGCUGAACCCCAACAGCUUCCACAACGCGUGCCAGAUCUUCGACGCCAUGAUGGCCAAGCUGCGCUAUCCAGACCCGCUAUGCAUGCGCUUAUUCCUGCACUCGGCGCGCGAUGGCAGGGCAAAACUCCUCAAGCAGGCCCAAGCCAAAGCCAAGAAGCAGAACAAUCCAGACUCCCUCCCACCAUCCACCGAAGAAGCCGAGAGGGUCACAGACCCCAAGACCGAGAUUGAACAAGCGCAGGGACGGCACCUCCUGGCCGCCGUCGACCGCGCGUGGGAGCCCUUCCGCAGGCUGACCAGCUCCUUCUCGUACCCGGAGGAGGCGACGCGGUCGCCAGAGGAGGCGCUGGCCCUGCAGCGCGCCGAGAUGCAGGAGGGCAUGGCCACGGCGCGCCACAUGAUUUCGGCCGUCGUGUGGGUCCUCGACCACGGCGUCCUCGACCCCGUCAAGGACCGCGAGACCAUCAAGAUCCUCAAGAGCAGGCAAACGGUUCUUAUUCGCCUCAUCCAGCGCUACAAGGCCAAGCUGUACCCCGACGACCAGCCGCAGCAGCAUCAGCAGCGGCAAGAGGGUAAGGGCAAUGCUGAACGGAGGACGGUGCCGGAGGAUCCAGGUGACUGGUGGAAAGUUUAUGCCUAGUUGCUUUUUGCCGGAUGUGUAUACAGGCAAUACUUGUAAGAUGAGUGUAUGCUCAAUUGGAAGAUCUGUUUAGAUAUACUGCACAAUACGAUACCACAGUGUAU
Canariomyces notabilis is the source of this 2428-nucleotide messenger RNA. RefSeq lists its product as uncharacterized. Lineage: Eukaryota; Fungi; Ascomycota; Sordariomycetes; Sordariales; Chaetomiaceae. The transcript has 2 exons. The record is from RefSeq and is a predicted model, not a curated record. Bases 201 to 2324 code for a protein of 707 amino acids. Gene Ontology annotation, molecular function: mRNA binding; protein binding.